Messenger RNA from Papaver somniferum (opium poppy), 572 nucleotides. Its product is annotated as histone H4. Bases 67 to 378 code for a protein of 103 amino acids. Gene Ontology annotation, molecular function: DNA binding; protein heterodimerization activity; structural constituent of chromatin. Gene Ontology annotation, biological process: nucleosome assembly. The transcript has a single exon. NCBI's taxonomy places the organism in Eukaryota, Viridiplantae, Streptophyta, Magnoliopsida, Ranunculales, Papaveraceae. The record is from RefSeq and is a predicted model, not a curated record. Gene Ontology annotation, cellular component: nucleosome.
AAAUCGAAAUCACAAUCAAACAAUUUCGUUCCAAAUUGUUUUCACAGAGCAGCAGAGAGAUUGAAAAUGUCAGGAAGAGGAAAAGGAGGGAAGGGUUUGGGAAAGGGAGGAGCAAAGAGACACAGGAAGGUAUUGAGAGAUAACAUUCAAGGAAUCACUAAACCAGCUAUCAGAAGAUUAGCAAGGAGAGGUGGUGUCAAACGUAUCAGUGGUUUGAUUUAUGAAGAGACUCGUGGUGUUCUCAAGAUCUUUCUUGAGAAUGUGAUCCGUGAUGCUGUUACCUACACUGAACAUGCUCGGAGAAAGACUGUCACUGCAAUGGAUGUUGUCUAUGCUCUCAAGAGACAGGGAAGAACUCUUUACGGAUUUGGGGGUUAGGGUUUGUUCCUGGGUAUUAUUAUUAUUAUUAUUGUAAAGGAUGUUGGAAUUAAUUAGGGUUUUCAAUUGAAGCAGUUUCUAGCUGUGGGUACUUCUUUUUAAAUUUUAAUUUCGAUCUGCUUGUUUGUUGAUGAUGUAACGGCGCCCUUAAAUUCAAUGAAAUAUGUGAAAAGUUCAUCAACUAUGUUAAUUUU